Drosophila innubila is the source of this 1012-nucleotide messenger RNA. Its product is annotated as brachyurin. The coding region runs from base 57 to 917 and encodes 286 amino acids. Gene Ontology annotation, molecular function: serine-type endopeptidase activity. Lineage: Eukaryota; Metazoa; Arthropoda; Insecta; Diptera; Drosophilidae. Gene Ontology annotation, biological process: proteolysis. The record is from RefSeq and is a predicted model, not a curated record. The transcript is spliced from 2 exons.
AUGUCGCGCAGACGAAAACGAGCAACAAACGAAACCAGGUGAAAAUAAAAGGGGAGAUGAGAGUAACAUUCAAGGAUUUGGUCAGCAGACAAGCAAGUUGCCACUUGUGGCUGCCACAAAUGCUCCUGUUUUUUCUAUUCACACUCCUAACUGAGGCAGCACCACAAAAGCAGCUGGAAACUCUCCAGGGACGCAUCAUCUCGGGCAAACAGGCAACAGCUGGACAAUUUCCCUGGCAGGUGAUACUCAAGCGCGAUGAAUGGGAUGAUCUACUGUGCGGUGGUUCCAUUAUCUCCGACAGUUGGGUGCUCACCGCUGGACAUUGUGCCUAUGGCAGAGAUUCGCUCUAUUUGGUGUUUGGCACCAUCGAACUGAAUGAUGACAGUGCACAGAGCAUGACAUCAACGAAGCUCUUUGUGCAUCCCAAUUACAAUGAUAAGAUGAACAAUGAUGUGGCAUUGGUGCAGUUGCCACAACAGCUCAUCUUCUCCAGCAAAGUGCAGCCCAUACAAUUGGUGUCCAGCUCACAAUCCGGAAAUAAUUAUGUUGGCACUCUGGCCACAAUUGCGGGAUUCGGACUCAUUGAUGAUGAGUAUCUGGAUUAUUCGCAAGUUCUGCUCUACGCCCAAGUGCAGAUCAUUGCGAAUGACAAGUGCUUGUCCAUCUUUGGAUCGAAUGUGGUGCUGGCGUCCACCAUGUGUGCCGAGGGCAAUGCGGGCACCAAUAUGUCCACCUGCAGCGGAGAUUCCGGUGGUCCCAUGAUCACCUACAACAGCAGUACAGGUCGUUGGGUUCAGAUCGGCAUCAAUUCAUUUGUCGCCGAGGAUCGUUGCACUACGGGAUUACCCUCGGGCUAUGUAAGGCUCACCUCGUUCCUGGACUACAUUGCGGAGACAACGGGAUUGACUCUCAGUUAAUUAUAAUCCUCCACAUCAUCAUCCACGUUUCCUUCUUCCACUUGAUAUCGCAAAUAAAGCGCAAAUACAUUUGUUUAUUACUCGAACCGCAGAAA